Debaryomyces fabryi is the source of this 525-nucleotide messenger RNA. RefSeq lists its product as uncharacterized. Bases 1 to 525 code for a protein of 174 amino acids. The transcript has a single exon. Gene Ontology annotation, cellular component: cytosol. Gene Ontology annotation, molecular function: hydroxypyruvate reductase [NAD(P)H] activity; glyoxylate reductase (NADPH) activity; NAD binding. Lineage: Eukaryota; Fungi; Ascomycota; Pichiomycetes; Serinales; Debaryomycetaceae. The record is from RefSeq and is a predicted model, not a curated record.
AUGGGAGAUAUCGGCCGUGCUGUCAGGGAUAGGGCAGAAUCAUUUGGUUUUGAAAAAAUAGUUUACUAUAAUAGAUCGAAGUUAUCACCUGAAUUAGAAAAGCAAUGCGAAUAUGCUUCAACACUUGAAGAAUUGGUCAGUGUUUCCGAUGUGAUAUCCAUAAACUGUCCCUUGAACAGAUCAACUUACCAUUUAAUUGAUGACUCCCUAAUUUCCAAAAUGAAAGACGGUGUAGUAAUAGUGAAUACAGCAAGAGGUGCAGUUAUCCAUGAGCAGGAUAUGAUAAAACACUUGAAAACAGGUAAAAUUGGUGCAGCCGGAUUGGAUGUGUUUGAAAACGAGCCUGUGCCUUCUAAGGAACUAUUAGACAUGCCCAGCGUGUUGGCUUUACCUCACAUGGGCACCCAUACAGUGCAAGCUUUCUCCGACAUGGAGAGCUGGACAAUUCAUAAUAUACGUUCUGCAUUAUUGACCGGUAAGGUUCAAACAAUUGUUCCAGAACAGAAGAACACUAAAUUUAAUUAG